Molecule: messenger RNA, 2244 nt
Organism: Fukomys damarensis (Damara mole-rat)
Lineage: Eukaryota; Metazoa; Chordata; Mammalia; Rodentia; Bathyergidae
Gene: Tmem119
Product: transmembrane protein 119
Exons: 2
Coding region: 92-940 (282 amino acids)
Biological process (GO): ossification; positive regulation of osteoblast proliferation; positive regulation of bone mineralization
Cellular component (GO): plasma membrane
Source: RefSeq, a predicted model, not a curated record
GGCGGCGGGGACUCCCAGGCUGCCGGCCGGGUGCCCGUCUCAUCCACCCGGGGAGCGCCCAGCCCUGCAGCGGAACUAGUCCCGGGACACCAUGGUCUCUGCAGUGGGCUCCAGCCUCCUCCUUUCCCUGCUGCUGCUCCUGCAGCCCGUGCCCCUGCAGGCCUUCUCCGUGUCCCUGCCUGCCGCCUUCCUGGAGGACAUGGGGGGCAGCGGGGACGCAGAGGGCUCGUCGGCUUCUUCCCCAAGCCUCCUGCCGACCUGGACCCCAGCCCUCAGCCCCACAUCCGUGGGACCCCAGCCCACGCCCCCGGAGGGCCCGGUGCACCCCACCAACCUCCUGGAGGGCAUCGUGGAUUUCUUCCACCAGUACGUGAUGCUCAUUGCCGUGGUGGGCUCGCUGGCCUUCCUGCUGAUGUUUAUCGUCUGUGCCGCGCUCAUCACCCGCCAGAAGCACAAGGCCACGGCCUACUACCCAUCAUCCUUCCCCAAGAAGAAGUACGUGGACCAGAGCGACCAGGCCGGGGGCCCCCGGGUGUUCAGUGAGGUCCCCGACAGGGCUCCCGACAGCCUGCCGGAGGAGGCUCUGGAUUCCUCCCAGCAGCUGCAGGCUGACAUCCUAGCCGCCACCCAGAACCUCAAGUCUCCCUCCAGGGCUGCCCUGGGCAGCGGUGGGGAGGGUGCCCAGCUGGCAGACAGCAGGGCGGAGGAAGGGGUACAGGGCAGCCAGGAGAUGGCCUCUGAAGCCGAGGGGUGUGGGGUCCCCGAGGAGCAACCAGAAGUCCUCGGGGUGUCGUGCUCAGCCGUGGCUGAGGGGGCUCUGACAGCCAGCAGGGGCCAAGAGGAGCCCGAAGGGUCUUUCUCUUCAACCCAGGAAGCCCAGGGACCAGCAGGUCCCCCGGAAAGUCCCUGUGCAUGCAGCAGUGUCUCCCCCAGCGUCUAACAGGCCCCAGAGCAGCUGGCCUUGACUGUUGGGCCCCAGGGGUCGCUUCCUUGGGCCUGAAAAGGCCUUCAGCCCCCAUGUCUCCCUGGCGCCCCUCUGUGCCAGCCCCAACACCUGUUCUGCAGAGGCCCGAAGAGCUGGUCUGUGGCAUCCACCCAGGAAUCCCCCCGAGUUCCAGCGGCGCUCAGGGGAGCUGGAGGACAGCUGUGUGCCACGAGGGCCGUGAGCAAACAGCCACGACAUCAGCCACACGGGGUGGGAAAUACAGCCAGAAGGAAGCAAGUAUCGCUGUUUUUUCAUGGAGGCAGCAAAGAAAAAUAGACGAUCUAGGAAUUUGGGGAGUGAUCAGGUGGGCGUUCUGGGGUACCUGGGGCUGGCAAGGCAGAAGCAGCCUGCAGUGCACCGGUUCUUUGAAUCUCCCUGAUCCUGGAUAUUUUAGGGUCACUGUGCCUCUGCUCAGUGCCGACGCUGCCGAAGUGGACCUGGUUAUUUAGCAGCUUCUGGGAGGGACCCCUAUAUCUGUCUCUUGAGACGGGGCCCUGAGUGAGUGUUUCCCAGACAGGGCUCCCUAAAUCACUCCAUGAAAACAGGAUUUCAGGGUGAGUUGAAGUGAGGCCACUCCAGCUGCCUCCCCACCCCAACCCUGCUCCCUUAUUCCCCAAGGCCCUGAGAGCCCUACAGUAAAGGCUUCUGUUGGGUUAGGUUUGGGGUUUUGCUUGGCCUAUCCAAAGCUUAUGUUUUUUGCUUUUGGUUGUCCUAGGGAAGGAACUCAGGGCCUCCCGCCUGCUAGUCAAGAUCUCUACCACUGAGCUGAAUCCCCAGAGCCCCUCCUUUUGAAACAGCUGUAAGGUCAAAUCCUUCAAAAUCCACUCUGGAAAAUAUUGCUCUGAUUUUCCUAAAGGUGCCCCCAAGUUGUGGUUGGUUAAGAGUUGGGGCGUGAGGUAUAGGGAUUUCGUGACCCAAGACACCCCCACCUGGGGUUGAGUUUCUCACCCCCUGUGGUUUCCGGAUUGAACCCUCUCUAUCUGUCAGACCCUCAAAGCAGCCUGUAAACUGGGGGCUGCAUUCGAGGGGACCCCCAUUCUGGUUUCUGACACCCAGCCUGGAGCAGGGGGUGCUGGCCACUGGCCCUUUGCUCGCACAUGAGGUCUGGCAGCCUGUGUCCAAAGCGUCCUUCCGUCCUUGACAGGGAGCCUGGGCUCUGUCCUCUUUGGGGGGGGGUCCCUAGUGAGGUUUCUACCCCAGUCCUCUGUGUGGGGCUCCCCGCACCUCUGUGCAGCUCUCAGGUGCUGAGAUAUAAGACA